AUGGAAUAUCCUAAAGGAUUAGAUCCAUUUAAAGCAAGACAAAACUUAUUGCAUCAUACUUAUUCACCAUUAAUAUCAAUACAAUCUACUUAUAAUGUUGAUAUAUUAUUUCAAUCAAUUUUAGAAAAUGAUAAUAAUAAAAAUUCUAUAUCAACUUUAAAUUUAUUAAAACCUUUUGGUAAUAAUGCAAGAUAUGGUAUACCAAAUCAACAAUUUAAAAUAACAAAUAAUCAAUUAAUUACAAAAAAUUAUAAUAGUUUUCCUAUAAGAUUUGAACCUUCAUUACCUGAAUUAUUAUCAAUAUCUUAUGCUCAACAACAACAGCAAAAACACCAAAAAGGUCAUAUUACUCCUCAUACAAAACAAUUACCUAAUUUACCUAAUUCAUCAUUUUCAUCAAAUUCUGCAUCUUCAUCUUCUACUAAACUAUCAAAUAGUGGAUCACUACCGCCAAUUGAAUCAUCAAUACAAUCUGAAAAUCAUCCUCAAUUAGAACAAUUGUUUAGUAUAUCAUCAUUAGAGCUUUAUCUACGUCAUAUCUCCAAACUGCUUAAAGAUUCUGAUCAAAAAGAAGAAAAGCUAUAUCAAACAUUUUUUAAUAAAAUUAUAACAACAAAUAAAAUAACUCCUUUUGAAACUUUUAAUCAUCCUAUAGCUCAAAUAUUUAUAAUAGAUUUUGAAAAUGAUUCAAUAGAUGAUUUAAGAAAAUUAAUUGUUGAAUUUAGAAAUUUUAAUUUCCCAAAAUUUUUUCAAAUUGAUGAUUUAUUAAUUCAUGUAUUUAUAAUAUAUGAUUCUAUAAAAUUUGAUUCAAAAGAUGUAUUGGUUUUACAAAAUGAAAUUAGAAUUAAAUUAAAUAUUGAUAGUAUUACAAUACCUAUAAAAUUAAAAUGUGAUUUAGAAAAAGAAGCAGCACCAGAACAAAAUUUUACAAUAAUUUCAUCAAUUGAAAAUUGUACAAUUGAAGAAGAUUUACAAAGAUUAACAUUAAAUGAUGAAACUACAAAUUUAAAAAUUCCAGAAUCAAUAGAUACAUCAUUAAGAAUUACUGUUUAUAAUUUCAUUAACAAGUUUCUUAUACCUCAUAUGCAAAAUAAAAUUAGAAUAUGGGAUGAUCAAAUGUUACAACCAAAAAAAUCAAUAACUGGUAGAUUUUUUUCAGCAUCAAGGAAAUUUUUUAAUAAUAGUGAUUCAAAUUUAUUAUCAUCUUCUUCAACUAUACAAUCAUCAGGAUCUAAUUCUUCACAGACAUCAUCACAACAAACAUCUUUUAAUUAUCAAGAAAUGUAUUAUUAUAAAUCAUCACCAGAACAAACUAUACGUAAAUUAGCUGAUUGGUCAUUAAUUUUAAAUGAUUUUAAACAUGCUUAUUCAACUUAUGAUUUAAUUAGAAAAGAUUAUAGUAAUGAUAGAGCAUGGAUUUAUGUUGCAUCAACUCAAGAAAUGUGUAUAAUAUCAUUAUUAUUAGCACAAACUCAAUCUUUUGGUACAAAUCAACAAAAACAGACGAUUCCAGAUAAAAAUACAUUGCGAAAAAUAAGACAUGAUAUAAUUGAACCAUUUAUUGAUAAUUUAUCAUAUACUUUUAAAUCAAGAUUAAAUUUAAAAACUUAUAGUAUUAAACUGUUAUUAAUGACUAUUGAAUUAAUUCAAGUAAUGAAUUUAAUGUAUAAUAUUCAAAAUUGGUGGAUUGAUUUAAUUGAAAAAUAUUUAUUAAAAUUAUUUCAAGAAUUUGAUUUAAAUUUAAAUAUUUUAAAUAAUCAACAAAAUUUAACAAACAUUGCAAACAACGGUAAUAAUUAUUCAAUUAUAAAAUCAAUUUUAUUUCAAAGAUUAGGUUACGUAAAUGGAUAUUAUUAUUUAACAGAAAAUGAAGAAUUAUUAAAUUUUACAAAUUUAUCAAAACCAGUAAGAAAUGAGAAUAAUGAAGAAGGUGGUUAUAUAAAUACUUUUAAAUUAAAACCUUUAAAUCCAAUUAUUGGUUUAACAAGAUUUAGAAGAUCUAAAUUAUGGUAUCAUUUAUCUAAAAUUGAUAAUCAAAAAAGUAUUACACUGUAA
Messenger RNA from Lodderomyces pseudojiufengensis, 2055 nucleotides. RefSeq names its product Gsg1p (gene GSG1). NCBI's taxonomy places the organism in Eukaryota, Fungi, Ascomycota, Pichiomycetes, Serinales, Debaryomycetaceae. The record is from RefSeq and is a predicted model, not a curated record. Bases 1 to 2055 code for a protein of 684 amino acids. Gene Ontology annotation, biological process: protein localization to phagophore assembly site; endoplasmic reticulum to Golgi vesicle-mediated transport. The transcript has a single exon. Gene Ontology annotation, cellular component: cytoplasmic vesicle; TRAPPIII protein complex; phagophore assembly site.